Ziziphus jujuba (common jujube) is the source of this 943-nucleotide messenger RNA. RefSeq lists its product as uncharacterized. NCBI's taxonomy places the organism in Eukaryota, Viridiplantae, Streptophyta, Magnoliopsida, Rosales, Rhamnaceae. The record is from RefSeq and is a predicted model, not a curated record. The transcript has 4 exons. Bases 379 to 750 code for a protein of 123 amino acids.
CUCUCUAUCUGUCUCUCUUUCUCUCUUUCUCUCUGCUUCGUCUUCAACCCUUGUUCAGUUUUUCCUGCACUGUUGGCUCUCUCUUUCUCUCACUCAAUUUUCUCGCUACUAAAAAACCCAACCCGUAUGUAAUUAAUCCUAUAUAACACUUUUUGGCGUUUGGGCAUUCAGAGUUCGCCAUUUUUAUUGAGGCGAAUAGCUUUUGGGGCCAUAAUUUUAAAGAAAAACAUGAACUGGGUUGGAUUAGAUUUACAUUUUGGCAUUUUGCUACUGUGAAGUCCAUAUAAUAUGGAUAUUCUGAAAAGAAGUUUAUUUGUACCUUUGCGGUGAAGUCAAAAAAGCAUUACAUGACAUUUUGGGGAAACAAAAAGUGUAAUCAUGUUUGCAACUAUGAUAAGGUACUGUGCAAAGAAACCAAAGCCAGCCAUGAAGCCUAUAGAGCUGAAAACCCCACCUGAGCAGACCCAGACCAUCACUCGGGCUAUUUUUGAUAUUGUGAAGGAGCAUGGUCCUCUAACCAUUGCAGAAACCUGGGAUCAUGUUAAGGAAGUUGGUUUGAGAGGAUUGACAAGCAAAAGGCACAUGAAAAUAGUGCUGAGAUGGAUGAGGGAGAGGCAGAAGCUGAGACUAAUAUGCAACCACGUAGGGCCUCACAAGCAGUUCUUGUACACAACUUGGUUUACAAAACCUAACAUCGGUAACGUGAAGCAGGUUAAAGUAAAUGAACUUAAAAAACCAAGGCACCCUUGAAAAUUGCUGGGUUUACUAGCUAAGUACCUCUUUUUUUUUUUUUUUUUUUUCUUUUUUUGUAAAAUUAAAAAUGAGUCAGAAAGUAAUUUGUAAUUUUUGUUGUUGAGAAUUUAAUAUAAGAUAAGUGAAUCCUUAAAUUGGUAAGUAAAAUCAAAUGCAAACCAAUAAAAAAUUAUCACAACAUUUAUUAUUA